AGGAGUUCAAACGCAUUGUUCAGAGAGACACGAUUCGUCUAAGACAGUCUUACACAGUAUAACUAUUGUAUAUGUACAUAUAUCAUAAACUGUACUUCGUGCACCCAUCUUUGCUUGCGGUUGUCCUAUCAAGAAGUCGACUGUUGCAUACCGCUUCAACUGCGACAGCUGGACAUGCUUAUUGCAUAGUUCGUCACAAGCCCAGGCUAAGCCAAGGCUAAAUGAAAUUCCUUAUCGAUGAUGCACCUUGUUGGCGCUAGUAUAACUUCUUGGUGCGGCGAAUGUCUGCCGUGGGCCCCGAUGGCACACUGUUUGAGGGCUUCGCGGUCUGUGGCCUCGCUUUACCUCUGACAAGCAUCGAUGUCGACGGCGUUGGCCUUCAAGGGCGGCCUAUUUUCCGCUACAAGCCAGCUGUCCUGGACCAGCUGCUCCUGGAUGGCAAGACGUUACCGUUACAACUUGCCGCGUGCUGCAUGCCCGAUGGCGUGGAGCUGGUGUCCGCGUCAGCAGCGGGCGCCCGGGUCAAGUCCGCCGACCUAGCCCCCCGGCUCUACUCGCUGGUACUGACAGACGAGGGCGGCAAGCGGCUGUACGUCACGUGUCUCAGCUACCUGGAUGCCGUACCUCCUGCCGUACAAUUGGCCUCGUGCCACCACUUUAACAGCACCAGCAACAACAUCGACGGCGAUGACGAGCAGAAGCAGCAGCGGCUCCCACUCCUGGGCGCGCAGGCCACUCGGGCGCUAUGCCUGGUCAGCAGGCUGCCGUACCUCGCAUCCGCAGAGCA
Astrephomene gubernaculifera is the source of this 787-nucleotide messenger RNA. The record is from the annotation of a GenBank genome assembly. Lineage: Eukaryota; Viridiplantae; Chlorophyta; Chlorophyceae; Chlamydomonadales; Astrephomenaceae.